Symbiodinium natans is the source of this 1068-nucleotide messenger RNA. Lineage: Eukaryota; Dinophyceae; Suessiales; Symbiodiniaceae. The record is from the annotation of a GenBank genome assembly.
AUGGAGGCCAAGUCUUGGAGGUGCAGUACGUGCCACCAACAGAACAAGUUGUCACAAAACUAUUGUGGCAAGUGCGGACAUCACUGGCAGGAGGCCAUUGGGGCCACGGCCAGUUAUUGGACGCCUCAGACACCCGCCCCGUGGAGAGGAGACAGAGUAGACAACACGGGACGACACGGAGCUUCCCCGCGGCGCAGGGCACCGAAGUCACCCCGGCGCCCAGGCAAAGGAGCUGGACAGCACGUGACAGAGUCGGUUGCGGGGCCGGCAAAAGGCAAGAGCAAGAUGACAGGAAAGGGUGCGGUCGAGGAAGCCAAGCAGCCACCGUCACUUGCAGCACUGCCCGAGCCGCCAACGACGACCAUAGCAGUGCCGCCAAGAAGCGGGCUACCAGCAACACCGCCAACCAGCAGUACGACCUCGGAGCGCAAGCUGUUGGAGGCACUGGUGGCGCACAUGGGCCCCACCACGGAGCUACCGCCAGAGUUGGCUCAGCAGUUAGAGCACUACCGUGUCGAAGACGAGAAAGCGCAGAGCCGCGAGCUACACAGAAUCGUGGCCAGGCAAGCAGAAGCGAAGCGGGAGCUUGGCAAACUGCGCACAGAAAGAGCCACCUUCUGUACAGGAUGGAACCAGUACAUACAGGACCUUCUGGGGUUGGUGGCGCAACAGACGGAAGAACGUGCACAAGCCCUACAGGCCUACGACGCUGCCGAAGAGAAAUGGACGCAACGCUUUGUGGAAACUUCGAAGCAGCUUGCCAGACUUGCUGCCAACAAGGCAGCGCCGGAUGGUGUGAUAGACCUCGAAACCGAAGAGGACGCCAUGGAAGUAUCAGAAGCAGCUGUGGCAGAUGCAGCAGAAGAGGAAUCCAAACGCAUUGCCGCCAGGGAGGCGCGGCAAACGGCGCUGGAGAAGCAACAAGCGACUCUGGUGCAGGCCCUUCAUGCUGCCAAGGAAAUUACAGCUGGCGCGGAAAGGGAAAGGACCCCCCGACGACGAGGACACGAAGGCAAGGAGCCCGAGAUGAGCAAGGGCGCCGAGGAUGCCAAGUCAGUCCCCAGCUAA